CACAGCAGUUCAGGUCAUCCCGUAUCUCGACUCAGCAGUCGGGAGGAUCCGGUGUGGACGCCCACUGGAUAAGAGAAGACGACCCUCAAGGAGUUGUUCCCAGCAUCUCCAGACGUCAACACAGUCAGAAGGAUAUUUUUAUCCUCCCCAUAUUCUAGAAGAUAAAAAAACACGAAAAAGAAACACCAUCCAAGACAUGCACAUCAUCCGCUUCAGCCGGGCGAAACGCAUCGUUGCCACUGGAUGAUUUGCACUGCAGCCAACCCACUGGAGCGUGGCGUAGACAUUCAUUCAGUCCAUUCAGUCCUUUGACCCUGAAUCGCCCUGAUGAUUAUAACCCGCCCAAUAUCCACUCGGUCGACACUUAUAUCAGGGCCAUUUAAUUUGCUAUAUCAACAUCAACCAGAUUCCCUGUCACCGACUCACCACCUCCCAGAGCACAGUACAUCCCAUCUCAACACACGCCCCCCAUGUCCAAUACCACCACCACCAAACCCAUCGGAUCUCAGUCCGUCCAUCUCAGCGCCAACUUUGCUGCAAAACAACUUGAACCAUGCAAAUCCCCGUGCGAAAAUCCUGUCUCGAUCGGGUAUGACCACGAGAUUUACCUGCAGCUGGUCGGGGGUGGGAAGAUGACGGAGAAGACGCCCAACCAGGUGUAUCUAGAGGUAUAGCUGCCUGUUCUCUAUUGCUCCCGAUCAUUUAUGACUUCAUAUUCCAAUGCUCUCUGCCUGUCUUUGGUUGACACUGAUUCUCUAGGAACGCGCUCGACAUCUCAAAACCCGAGCCAACGACCCCGCCAUCUCCGAUCCGCAGAGUGAGCCAAGUCCA
This is a messenger RNA of Aspergillus wentii DTO 134E9, 831 nucleotides long. RefSeq lists its product as uncharacterized. Lineage: Eukaryota; Fungi; Ascomycota; Eurotiomycetes; Eurotiales; Aspergillaceae. The transcript has a single exon. The record is from RefSeq and is a predicted model, not a curated record. The coding region runs from base 471 to 674 and encodes 67 amino acids.